Messenger RNA from Paecilomyces variotii, 1406 nucleotides. RefSeq names its product VeA-like protein. The record is from RefSeq and is a predicted model, not a curated record. The transcript has 4 exons. The coding region runs from base 227 to 1309 and encodes 360 amino acids. Lineage: Eukaryota; Fungi; Ascomycota; Eurotiomycetes; Eurotiales; Thermoascaceae.
CACAAGCUCUAACCAGCAAGCUCUGCGGCUCUAAGUCAGAACUGAAACGGACGACUCUCGAGCUUCACCUGGAUUUCGUCUUGAUGGUCCAACCGUGACGUCUCGAAAGUCGCUUCAUCGCAUGUCAUCGAUCGGCCUGCCAGCGCGCACGACUUCACCGCGAGAGGGCAUAUAAAGCAGUCUGCCCGUGUGCCCCUCCGUCCCUGGUUCCUUACUCCUGCAAACCAUGUACGCUGUCGAGCAAGACAGGUCCCAUCCGGUUCUUACUCCACCACCACAGCUCUCUAUGGAUCGCAUCCCUCCGCCGUCCUCAGCGUAUCCUACGCCGGGGUCCGGGGGUCCGUUGCGAUCGUCCGACCAUCUCGCUCCGGUCUCGACGAUACACGAUGGCCGUAUCUGGUCUCUACAGGUGGUGCAACAGCCCAUCCGGGCGCGCAUGUGCGGUUUUGGCGACAAGGAUCGAAGACCGAUCACACCCCCGCCAUGUAUCCGUCUGAUCGUUCGAGAUGCGCAGACAGAGAAGGAGAUUGAUAUCAAUGAGAUCGAUACAUCCUUCUACGUCCUCACGGUCGACUUGUGGAAUGCAGAAGGCACACGAGAAGUGAACCUCGUCCGACACUCUGCGACAUCACCCUCGAUCUCGACAGCGACCUCCUCUUCGUAUCCUCCUCCGCCACAGAAUAUGUCACCCACCUAUCCUCCGUACCCGCAAAAUCCAUACAGCCAGCCGAUGGGCUAUCCGCCUAUGAACAGCUACUACCCGCAGAACGGACAGUUGACAUAUCAGAAUCCUUACGGAGCCAACCCUCAGGCGGCCUACUAUCCUCAAUAUUACCCUGGCGGCCAUAUGCCACCCGCAGGCCUGUCGCCUGCCACGGCACAGCAGCCAAUGUCCGCUGGGCCUGGUGGCAUGUUCACGCGAAACCUCAUCGGCAGUCUCAGCGCCAGCGCCUUCCGUUUGACUGACCCGGACAACAAGAUUGGCGUCUGGUUCAUUUUGCAGGAUCUCAGUGUGCGAACAGAGGGCACUUUCCGACUGAAAAUGAACUUCGCCAACGUCGGAACGCAAUCAGCAGAUUCAAACGGCACGCCUGUGCUGAACCACGGCUCUGCCCCGGUUCUCGCGUCUGUCUUCUCUGAACCCUUCCAGGUUUUCUCCGCCAAGAAAUUCCCUGGAGUCAUUGAGAGCACGCCUCUGAGCAAGUGCUUCGCCCUGCAAGGCAUCAAGAUCCCCAUCCGGAAAGACGGAGUGAAGGGGUCACGAGGACGGGGAGGCGAUGGCGACGAUGAUGGGGACGAUUACGAUUAGGCUGGAGAUGUUAGCUGCGGAUGGGGAUGUGAAAUGACAAUGGAAAUGUGGAAAACCACAAAAGCAGAGCCCGGUGGAGUCAACAUGAGAUAUCCUU